Cornus florida is the source of this 1990-nucleotide messenger RNA. Its product is annotated as IAA-alanine resistance protein 1. Gene Ontology annotation, biological process: zinc ion transmembrane transport; intracellular zinc ion homeostasis. Gene Ontology annotation, cellular component: membrane. The transcript is spliced from 11 exons. Gene Ontology annotation, molecular function: zinc ion transmembrane transporter activity. NCBI's taxonomy places the organism in Eukaryota, Viridiplantae, Streptophyta, Magnoliopsida, Cornales, Cornaceae. The record is from RefSeq and is a predicted model, not a curated record. Bases 436 to 1917 code for a protein of 493 amino acids.
AUGGGGUGCACAUUAUUUCCUAUUUUUGAUUUAAAUUUUGCUAUUUUUGUAUAAUUUUUUUGGUUGCCCCCACACCCGCUCCCACUUCAUGAGAGCGGAAUUACGGAGUAUCAUUUUUUUUGGUUGGUAAGUAUUCGGAUGUAAGGUCUGGUGGGCCACCUGAGUUGAGAUUUGAUGAUGAUGCUCGCCUCUGCUCUGCUAAAGGAAGGCACUAAAAAGGAGGAAUGAUAGUAGGAAAGUAUAAAAUGGUACAAAAAAGACGAAAAUGGAUGUAGUGACAUUCGGAGUCAUCGUCGGCAUAAUUCUACUGUUUCUAGCUAUUGUUUGCAUCAUCACCAUUGAAGGCACUUGCAAACGCCGUCCUUCCUAGUUCUAGUACUUCAGUAGUAACCAAACCCAACCCAAAAUUAGGGUUUCAAAUUCAGUCCACUAGAAAUGGCGUUUUCGAGUAACCAGAUCUGUUCACUUUUCCUUUUAUUAGGCCUUGUGUGUGGGUUCAUUUUGAAUCUGAGCUCUGGCCACGACGGUCACCAUUCUGCGAUCCAUGAAACAAAUGUUCAUCAUCACCACUGUAAUCAUCAUGGAGACCAUCUCCACAAUCACGACCAUCAUCAUCUUUCCCAUGAGGAGAGGACUAUUGGGUCGAAGAAGCUUCCGGAGGAAUUGGCCGAAGAAGAGGAUCUCAAACUCUACGGCUUUGGGUCCCACCUAGAUCACGAGCACCACCACGACGAUCAUGCUGCUUCCGACCUCUCUGGUCUCGGUCUUUGGAUUAAUGCGAUUGGCUGCUCGCUGUUGGUGAGCAUGGCUUCCCUAGUUUGUCUGAUUAUUUUGCCUGUAAUAUUUAUACACGGAAAACCAUCAAAUGCAGUUGUUGAUUCGUUGGCCUUAUUUGGGGCAGGAGCAAUGUUAGGGGAUGCUUUUCUUCACCAAUUGCCACAUGCCUUUGGAGGUGAACAUUCCCAUUCUCACGAUCACAAUGAACAUGCUCAUGAUCAUGUUGAUUUUGGACACCAGCAUUCACAUUCUUUAAAAGAUCUUUCCGUAGGAUUGUCCAUUUUGGCUGGAAUUGUACUCUUUCUUCUUGUAGAAAAGGUUGUGAGGUAUGUUGAUGAAAUGUCUGGAGGAGCUAAUGAAUGGAGUCAUAGCCAUCACCAUCACCAUCACAAUCAUCAUCAGGAAAACAAUAAAAAGUUAAAGGAUGACAAUGAUGCUCAUGGUAAUGCUCAGCAGCAGUCUGUUGAUGAAAAAAAUGGAAGUAUAACCGAAAUUCCAUCCGAAGGAGAAGUGUUGAAUGGAGUGUCUGAUGAAUGUUUAUCUGGACGUAAACGAAGUCAGCCUGAAUCUCUUAGGAAGCGAAACGUCGCCACUGGUGCUGAUGAAGAUGAGCCCAAUUUAGAUGCUGCAAUUGGCUCCACCAAAAAUAUUAAAUCCUUAAAUGAUAAAGAACCUGCUCGAUCACCGUCAAAUCUUGUCUUUGGUUAUCUCAAUCUCUUUUCUGAUGGUGUACACAAUUUUACGGAUGGCAUGGCUUUGGGCAGUGCUUUCCUCCUUUAUGGAUCUGUCGGUGGGUGGUCGAGGACUCUAUUUUUGCUUGCGCAUGAGCUUCCUCAAGAGAUAGGUGAUUUUGGAAUUUUGGUAAGGUCUGGUUUUAGUGUCUCCAAAGCCCUCUUCUUCAACUUUCUCUCAGCCCUGGUGGCACUUGCAGGAACUGGAUUGGCUUUGUUGUUGGGACAUGAUCCAGGAUACUCAGCUUUGAUUGAGGGAUUCACCGCGGGUGGUUUUAUCUACGUUGCAGUUGCUGGAGUGCUGGCAGAAACGAACAAUGGUAGCUCAGCUUUGAAAAGUACAGGAAUCCAGUUAACCUCACUGAUAUUGGGCAUGGCUGUUGCACUUUGUAUUUCCCUUGUUGAAUGAAACUGAUGUUUGAGAAUGUAUAAUCAUAUCAAUUCUGUACGUAUAAGGAUCAAUCUCAUUUGAUUUUUGUGUC